CCUAUCUCCGUUUGCCCUCCAAAAAUCCCUUUCCCCUCUUCGCCUUCCCUCCGCUGCUCCUUCUCCGUCUCCUUCUUCCGCUGCUGCGGCGCUUCGUGCUUCCCGUUGCCAUCACCAUCGUCUCCUACCUUCCUGCAGAGAUUGUGGGAAGGAAAGGAGAGAGAGACGUACGUAUAUAUAGAGAGAGGGACAGAAGGUAGAAGUCGGAUCUGCGUCGCAUACUCUCAGAUUCGCCCAGUCGCUUAGUCGAUCGUCUCUAUUUACCUUCGCUUACUGCUGCUGUUAAUUUCUGGUUCAUUGUUCUGUUGACAAUCAUGGCGGGUUUGGCACCAGAGGGAUCUCAGUUUGAUGCUCGUCAGUAUGACACAAAGAUGAAUGAACUGCUUUCUGGUGAUGGAGAAGAAUUUUUUGCAUCCUAUGAUGAGGUUCACGAGACCUUUGAUUCCAUGGGUCUGCAAGAGAAUCUUUUAAGGGGCAUCUAUGCAUAUGGUUUUGAAAAGCCUUCUGCUAUUCAGCAGAGAGGUAUUGUACCCUUUUGCAAGGGCCUAGAUGUUAUCCAGCAAGCACAAUCUGGUACUGGAAAGACUGCAACUUUCUGUUCUGGAAUCCUGCAGCAGUUGGACUACGGCCUAGUUGAUUGCCAGUCCUUGGUUCUUGCUCCUACUCGUGAGUUGGCACAGCAGAUUGAAAAGGUUAUGCGUGCCCUUGGUGACUACUUGGGUGUCAAAGUUCAUGCAUGUGUUGGUGGUACCAGCGUGCGUGAGGAUCAACGUAUACUCUCCAAUGGUGUUCAUGUUGUUGUGGGUACUCCAGGACGUGUUUAUGACAUGCUGCGACGACAGUCUCUUCGACCUGACAACAUCAGAAUGUUUGUGCUUGAUGAGGCUGAUGAAAUGCUUUCCAGGGGAUUCAAGGACCAGAUUUAUGAUAUAUUCCAGCUGCUUCCUUCAAAAAUUCAAGUUGGUGUCUUCUCAGCCACCAUGCCACCUGAAGCACUAGAAAUCACUAGGAAGUUCAUGAACAAGCCGGUGAGGAUAUUGGUGAAGAGAGACGAGCUGACUCUCGAGGGUAUCAAGCAAUUCUAUGUGAAUGUUGAGAAAGAGGACUGGAAACUUGACACCCUCUGCGAUUUGUACGAAACGCUGGCCAUCACCCAAAGUGUCAUCUUCGUAAACACCAGGCGCAAAGUCGACUGGCUCACUGACAAGAUGAGGAGUCGAGAUCAUACGGUUUCUGCAACCCAUGGAGACAUGGACCAGAAUACCCGAGAUAUCAUCAUGAGGGAGUUCCGUUCUGGGUCUUCUCGUGUCUUGAUUACCACUGACCUCCUGGCCCGUGGUAUUGAUGUCCAGCAGGUGUCUUUGGUCAUCAACUACGACCUCCCUACACAACCGGAGAACUAUCUCCACCGUAUUGGUCGUAGCGGUCGAUUUGGAAGGAAGGGUGUCGCCAUUAAUUUUAUCACUCGUGACGAUGACAGGAUGCUCGCAGACAUUCAGAGGUUCUACAAUGUUGUCAUCGAGGAGCUGCCCGCCAACGUUGCUGAUCUGAUUUAAUUCAGUGAAAAACGAGCUGCUGCAGACUUGAUAGGUUUUUAUUUUUGACGCUUGAUUAUAAAGCUUUCUUUUUGUUUUCGUCUGUUUUUGGUGCGUUUCGAAGUACUGGACAUUGAGUAGGCAUGAGAUGAUGACCGGAUGGUGAUGUUUUCGUGUCGUGUUUAUUUUCCUCCUUUUAUGUUAUCAUUAUUAUUGUUAUUGUUA
Molecule: messenger RNA, 1760 nt
Organism: Nymphaea colorata (pocket water lily)
Lineage: Eukaryota; Viridiplantae; Streptophyta; Magnoliopsida; Nymphaeales; Nymphaeaceae
Product: eukaryotic initiation factor 4A-3
Exons: 5
Coding region: 315-1556 (413 amino acids)
Molecular function (GO): RNA helicase activity; RNA binding; ATP binding
Source: RefSeq, a predicted model, not a curated record